Anthonomus grandis grandis is the source of this 652-nucleotide messenger RNA. RefSeq lists its product as uncharacterized. The transcript is spliced from 3 exons. NCBI's taxonomy places the organism in Eukaryota, Metazoa, Arthropoda, Insecta, Coleoptera, Curculionidae. The record is from RefSeq and is a predicted model, not a curated record. The coding region runs from base 86 to 544 and encodes 152 amino acids.
AACGAAACUGUCAUUUAUUGGGUUCUGUCAUUGUAACAUCUAAAUUAUUUUGUGUAUAAAAAAAUCCCAUAAAAAAUUAUUCAAAAUGAACGAGACUGCCGAAGAUUUGAACUAUGAUUGCAACUACAACAUGUUCCUAGCGAAAACGAUGUUACCCAACUUAAAUAAAACUGAUGAUAGACAAAAAGCGGUACGUUGGAUGAAAAAAUUAGCCACCUGCAACCGGUCCAUUGAAGAAAUGAAACUUAGAAACGAUUUCAUGUAUUAUUUGGUCGUAAACAUUCAACAGGGGGAGCUGCAGCCUCCUUUUACAGAACCACCCCCUGCCAGCCCUUUGCCUGAUAUAGCACAUCUUUUGCCUGGAGGUGUGACCGAAGUAAAUUUAGACGAAUGGGGUGACAAAACUGGUAAAGAAGGAGUUAAACCGCCGAUGCUAUAUGAGCAUUCACCGGAUGGGGGAGCUUUCUUGGCCGCCCAGCCUGUUCCAAGAUGCGGAGCUUUUUGUUAUCUCGCAGUAGUGGCCAGAGAACCCAAGAAAGACUGAAAUAUAAAUAAAGUUCUGGUGAUAGCGUCUGUAAAUGAACGAUAAAGUUAGACAACCUAUACUUUUUCAUAAAUAUCAUGUCAUGUUAAUAAUAGCAGUCCAAAAUUA